Messenger RNA from Babesia ovata, 1332 nucleotides. Its product is annotated as dehydrogenase E1 component family protein. The record is from RefSeq and is a predicted model, not a curated record. The transcript has 4 exons. Gene Ontology annotation, molecular function: oxidoreductase activity, acting on the aldehyde or oxo group of donors, disulfide as acceptor. Gene Ontology annotation, biological process: branched-chain amino acid catabolic process. Lineage: Eukaryota; Apicomplexa; Aconoidasida; Piroplasmida; Babesiidae. Bases 1 to 1332 code for a protein of 443 amino acids.
AUGCAUAAAGGAUUGAGGUGUUUGUUGGCCUCGGCCUCGCGUGCCGCCACGGCGCAGCGCGCGUUGCGCUGCAGCCAUUUCAGCAGCGUGGCGAAGCGCCCAGAGAACCCCCGUGUGUUCGAAAACCCCGCUGAUUUCAAGCCUUACGUUCUGGGACUCCGCUACACGGAGUUUACCAACAAGCUGGAGCUGAUCGAGGACUCGCCGGUGAUUCCGAUCUUCCAGGUUAUGGACGUCGAUGGCAACCUCAUCGGCGACUGGAAGAACCCUUUUCCCUCCAACGAUGAUGUAUUGGAGCACUACAAGACUAUGGUUCGGUUGUCGAUAUGGGACAACCUAUUCUACAACAUCCAGCGCCAAGGUCGCAUAUCGUUUUACAUCCAAAACCAGGGUGAAGAAGCCAUGCAGAUAGGCUGCGGUUUGGCGCUAAAGCACGAAGACCACGUAUUCGGUCAAUACAGGGAACUCGGUGUGCUGUACUGCAAGGGCUUCACUGAGGUGGACGCUCUCAACCAGUUGUUCGCCAACAAAGGCGAUGAGGGAAAGGGGCGCCAGAUGCCCAUAUCGUACUCCAAGAAGGAGUGCAACAUCCACGCGAUAUGUACCCCGCUGACUUCCCAGCUGCCACAUGCGGCAGGUGCGGGGUACGCACUCAAGCUUCAGAAGGCCGCGGCCUGCGCGGUAGGAUUCUUUGGUGAGGGAGCUGCCUCCGAGGGAGAUUUCCAUGCUGCGAUGAACAUGGCAGCGGUGCGUCAGUCCCAGACCAUCUUCGCUUGCCGUAACAACGGUUACGCCAUCUCCACGCCCGUAUGUGACCAGUAUUACGGCGACGGUAUUGCGAUCCGCGGCGUUGCAUACGGUAUGCCUACCAUCCGCGUUGACGGCAACGACUUUUUUGCGUCGUACAUUGCAACCAAGCACGCCCGUGAGCACUGCGUGACGCGCUCGACGCCCAUUUGCAUUGAGUACAUGACGUAUCGUCUGGGACACCACAGCACGUCGGACGAGUCGUCGCAGUAUCGCGGUCCCGGCGAGUUCGAGGUGUGGACCGCCGGCGGUAACAACGGUAUCAACCGUGUGCGCAAAUACCUAGAGCUUAACGGCCUUUGGGAUGAAGAACGCGACGAAGCGUUGCGUAAGGAGGCACGCAGCUACAUGCUGAAGAAGAUCCGUGAGGUGGAGGUUGUGAAGCACGUGGAUUUGUCGUCCGGCAUUUUCGACGACGUAUACGACAAGCCCCAUCCACUGUUGGAGGAGCAGCGUGAAAAAUUCAUUGAGCACGUGGCUCGUUACGGCGACAAGUACAAUGUUGAGCGCUACGAGACAAGGUGA